This is a messenger RNA of Lottia gigantea (owl limpet), 471 nucleotides long. RefSeq lists its product as hypothetical. The coding region runs from base 1 to 471 and encodes 156 amino acids. Gene Ontology annotation, molecular function: DNA-binding transcription factor activity, RNA polymerase II-specific; RNA polymerase II cis-regulatory region sequence-specific DNA binding. The transcript is spliced from 4 exons. Gene Ontology annotation, biological process: regulation of transcription by RNA polymerase II. Gene Ontology annotation, cellular component: nucleus. NCBI's taxonomy places the organism in Eukaryota, Metazoa, Mollusca, Gastropoda, Lottiidae. The record is from RefSeq and is a predicted model, not a curated record.
AUGUAUUCAGCUGCCGAAUAUAUUCGGGAACUUAAAAUAUCUUGUGACCAAAAUGAGAGAACGGAACAAAGACUGCGACAAGAAAUAUUUGAACUUGAUAGUGAGAUUCAGUGCUGUCAAAAGGGACUUCCGGUCGGCGGUGUUCCUACUGUAGACAACCCCGAAGUGCACUUACAAACUCUAUUCAGAGAUUAUUUACAUGAUAGAAUUAAUCAAAACUGGAAAUUCUGGAUUUUCAGCUUUUUGGUCCGACCAUUGUUUAUAAGUUUCACACAAAUGGUUACUUCAUCCUCAUUUCCAGCAUUCCUUCAUUCCGUGAAGAAAUGGGGUGAUGAGAAACUUCCGUUGAAUGAAUUGAGAAUAAAAGUGAUAGAAUUAUUGAAAUAUAUCAGUACCAAUACAUCAGUAAUGUCAACACCAGAUCGACUUCCACUAGAUGCCAUCACCAAUUUCCAGAAGUGGCAAGACUAG